Dryobates pubescens (Downy woodpecker) is the source of this 1923-nucleotide messenger RNA. RefSeq names its product serine incorporator 3 (gene SERINC3). The record is from RefSeq and is a predicted model, not a curated record. NCBI's taxonomy places the organism in Eukaryota, Metazoa, Chordata, Aves, Piciformes, Picidae. The coding region runs from base 38 to 1456 and encodes 472 amino acids. Gene Ontology annotation, cellular component: membrane. The transcript has 10 exons.
AGCAGGAAGCGGCCGGAGGGGCCUCGGUGGCGGAACCAUGGGAGCGGCUUUGGGGGUCUGUUCGUUGGCCAGCUGGAUCCCCUGUUUGUGCAGCGGUGCCUCGUGUUUGCUGUGCCGAUGUUGUCCCAACAGCAAGAAUUCCACAGUGACUCGUCUUAUCUAUGCCUUCCUCCUCCUCCUCAGUACUGCUCUUGCCUGCAUUAUGCUGGCACCAGGGAUGGAAGAGCAGCUGAAAAAGAUACCUGGAUUUUGUGAGGAGGGCCUUCACACUCGGAUACCCUACAUGGAUGGCUUCGUCAGCUGCGAUGUGUUCGUGGGCUACAGGGCUGUCUAUCGAAUCAGCUUUGCCAUGGCUGUGUUCUUCUUCCUCUUCUCUCUGCUCAUGAUAGCAGUGAAAACAAGCAAUGAUCCCCGAGCUGCUGUGCACAAUGGGUUCUGGUUCUUCAAAAUUGCUGCCAUCGUGGCUCUCAUGGUUGGGGCCUUUUACAUUCCUGAAGGGCCUUUCACGAGAGCUUGGUUUGUCAUUGGUGUUUUUGGAGCCUUCUUCUUCAUUCUUAUCCAGUUGGUGCUGCUUGUGGACUUUGCUCACUCCUGGAAUGAGAGCUGGGUUGAGAGAAUGGAGGAAGGAAAUGCUAAAUGCUGGUAUGCAGCUCUGCUCUCCUGCACAGGCUUGUUCUAUGCCUUGUCUCUGGUUUUUCUUGUGCUCUUCUGCAUCUUCUACACGAAGCCUGAUGGUUGCACCGAGAACAAGAUCUUCAUAAGCAUUAAUGUGAUCCUCUGCAUUGCUGUCUCCAUUGUCUCUGUCCUUCCAAAAGUUCAGGAGCAUCAGCCCCGCUCUGGCCUCCUCCAGUCCUCAGUCAUCACCCUCUACACCAUGUACCUCACCUGGGCAGCCAUGUCCAACGAGCCUGAACGAAGCUGUAACCCAAGUUUGCUGAACAUCAUCACCCAGAUAGCUACACCCACAGCCGUGCCAGAGAACACCACUGUGGUGCCUGCCACCCCAGCUCCACCCAAGUCCCUGCAGUGGUGGGAUGCCCAGAGUGUUGUUGGAUUGGUUAUCUUUGUCCUUUGCCUCUUGUACUCCAGCAUUCGCUCCUCGAGCCACAGCCAGGUGAGCAAGCUGACCCUGUCUGGCAGUGACAGUGCCAUGCUGGAGGACACUGCAGCGCUGGGCCCGGGGCCCGCUGAGGACGGAGACGUUCGGCGCGUCACGGAUAACGAGAGGGAGGGAGUCCAGUACAGCUACACCUUCUUCCACUUCAUGCUCUUUCUGGCCUCCCUUUACAUCAUGAUGACACUCACCAACUGGUACAGCCCUGAUGCAGAUUUUAAGACGAUGACGAGUAAGUGGCCAGCAGUGUGGGUGAAGAUAACCUCCAGCUGGCUUUGUCUGCUUCUCUAUGUUUGGACCUUAGUGGCUCCUCUUGUCCUUACUAACAGGGACUUCAGUUAAACUGCACCUCUCUGAGUUUACAGAGGUGGGGAACUCAUUGCUGAAAGCCAAAACGCUGAUGCAUUGCUUUAGUUUCACCGUGGUCCUGUUCCUUACGUCCACACUAACCUGCAAGGGUAGAGCUGUGUGCUGCCUAAUGCUUGAGAGGGACCCAAGCUGCCUCCAGUUACCUCUCUAGUUUAACCUUCAGUUAUGGUUAUGUUAUUGCUGCAGUUACCAAGUUCACUACAGCUGUGCUGUCACAGCACAGGAGAAGAAUCUCUCUUCUGUCCAGUAGCCACAGCCCUUCCAGUGACUCAAAGUAACCUUGACCUAACCAGUUCACCUGCUUUAAAGAUCUCUCCUAGCCAGCAGCGCUGGUUGCUAACACUUCAGUUCCUGCAAGUCAAACCAUGCUGCUUGAUGUCUACAUUCCAGUCCCAAAGCGUGUUUAAAUUUCACUGACUUCCCUCUGUGUUGGCAAAAAA